Molecule: messenger RNA, 6217 nt
Organism: Periconia digitata
Lineage: Eukaryota; Fungi; Ascomycota; Dothideomycetes; Pleosporales; Periconiaceae
Source: the annotation of a GenBank genome assembly
CGAAAGUCUUCAAGUGCUCGCCACCACAAAACACAAAACAAUAAACAUGGCUUCGGAAGAUGACGAUUUCGUGAUGGUCGAAGCCAAGGAACUGCGGCCGGUGUCGGAAUUGCAGGCAUGGCUGGAACCAACAGACUACCUGUCUCCAGGCAACGAGUACAUGAAGCACAUCCGAUCGCAUGUCCAAGGAACAGGACAACAGAUACGUCGCUCUAGAAUUUUCGAGGCGUGGAAGAGCGUGAACGGAGCUGUCGACCACGGCUCUAAUUGUCUUUGGAUCAAGGGAGUCCCUGGAUCCGGCAAAUCUGUUUUUUCUGCAGCAACGGCGGAAGAGCUUCAGCGAGAGGGAAAUGUGGUUGUAUUCUUCUUUUUCCGCCAGAUCGUGGCUACGAAUCAUGAUCCAAAGUAUCUUGUCAGAGAUUGGUUGGCGCAAUUGCUGCCGCAUAGUGCGUGGCUGCACGCAAAACUGGAUGGACUCUCGAAGAGCAGACGGAGUGAUGAUGAGUUGUGGGAGAUACUAGUGCAAGCUUUACACAAGAUGGAAACGCCGGUCUAUUGUAUUGCAGAUGGACUGGAUGAGAUGGAUGAUCAGCACACCGACUUCAUCACAAAACUGAAAGAGCUUGGGACAGACGGACAGAACAAGAACCUGAAGCUGCUUCUAGCCUCACGGCCGAUCCCUCGCAUUGAAGACACCCUUCGCGACAACGACAUCGCCAGCAUGAAAUUGGAACCUGCGACGCUGUAUGAAGACAUCAACCGCUAUGUCGAGGUGCGACUGGAUAGCUUGCAACCCCGCUUGAGCCAGGAAAAGUAUCAAGAGGUCAAGGUAGCAAUCUGCGACCGUGCAAAGGGAUUGUUCCUGCAUGCGCGCCUAAUGACUGAUAAUUUGACCAACGGGCUCCAAGAGGGCACAAUCGUGGAAGAAACACUGCCGACAAGUUUGGAGCGACUGCCGCCGAACCUGAAAGCGCUAUACACUGAUAUGCUUGCUGAACACUCGCGUCGCUCCGGUGUCACACAAGAGCAGCAGUACACGAUAUUGCAAUUCGUAGUACACUCGAGUCGGCCUCUUCGGCUGAUCGAGCUGGGGAGUCUCGUUGCGAUGAUCCAAGAGCAUAGCGGGAUGACUCUAAAAGAGGGGAAAGAGCUAGUGAAACGCAGCUGUGGCCGGCUGCUGGAGAUUCUCGAAGAUGAGAGUGUGAGCGUGAUACACCAUUCCUUCACAGAAUUCCUCCGUGAUGGGGAGAGAGCGUCCGAGGACGGCGCGUUUCCGGUGCUGGAUAAAGAUAACGCACACGGCAUGCUGGUAGUCAUGUCAUUGAAAUAUCUGGAUAAGUGCAUAGUUCCUGAAGGCGCGCUCAAUGAUUAUGUAGAAAAGAAUGAGGACUAUAUGCAGGAGUACGACGACUUUGACUCGAGAGAUGGUCGUUCUCGGGAAGAUAAGAGGAAAGAGAAUAUCAUACAACAGCUCCGGGUGUCAUAUCCUCUUCUCGAAUACGUUAGCAAGAACUUGGAUCACCACUUAUCGGAAGUUAAAUCCGAAGAUACAAUCGUGUUGGAUGUACUCGAUGAACUCUUCCAGCCUGAAAGAGCAGCUUUUGCAAUUUGGUUGCUCGUGCAGUGGAAGUCCUACCGAGUCGGCAACAUCACGUCAUUGCAUGUCGCAAGUUGUCAGGGAUGGUAUGCUUAUGUGGAGCACUAUGUAAAAGGAAGUCGACCAAUCGACCAAAAAGACGCUGAAGAGCGAACACCACUUUCGUAUACGGCUGGUGCUGGUCACGCUGACGUAGUCGAUCUUCUCCUUCGGCAUCACGCGGAUCCUGAUUCUGACGAUCGCGAAGGGCUAAAGCCGCUUCACUAUGCAGCUUCUAACGGCAAGGUCGAAGCUUCGAAGCAUCUACUAGCUCACGGCGUGAGUCCGCUUACCGAAAAAACAAAAGAUACGCCAGAGAAUAUAUUAGAGCAGUUCGGAAGUGAUAAAGGCGAGACGCCCUUCCAAUAUGCGUGUCAGAGAAGCCACACAGAAGUUAUCAGGAUCUUUCUACCGCUAGUGGACAGCACGUGGAAGCAAAAAGCCUUUGGAUGGGCCAGAAACGUCGAGCAGAUCGACCUGGUUUUGGCGACGGGAGAGGUCGAAGUCGACAGGAUCAUGGGGGUCUCCACGAGACUGUUCUCAGCUGCGUUUAGCUUCAAUGUUGAUAUUGUCAGAGUACUCUUGGAACACGGUGCAAAUCCGAAUGCUCGCAAUCUUAUCAAGCGCAACCACAUUGGCGAUGCUCACGAAAAGCGCUAUAGUUCCAAAGAAUGGUCGGACUCGAUGGGGCCGACUGCUAUGCAUGCAUGGGCCGGUUACACUCACUGGGGCACUACAUACGACUCCGAGGGCCGCUCUGAUAAGUGUUUCAAGCUUUUGAUGGAUGCAGGGGGUGACAUCCAUGCUCGGGAUGGAGAUGGCUGGACCCCGCUGCAUUGUGCUUGCAAAAAGCCAGAAAACGACCUCUUUGGCGGUUCUUUCGGCAAGUACAAGGACUCUUUGGUCAGUGCGUUGCUGAAAGCUGGGGCUGAUCCGAACGCGCGUUGCAACGAAGGUGUUCCGCUUCAGAUCACGCAACGAAAGAAUGUCAUAGAGAUGUUGGUGACUCAUGGGGCGGAUAUCAACAGCAAAGACGAUCAAGGGAGGUCGUUGUUGAUUGCGCAGCUGCAGCCAUGGCUUACAAACGAUGUUCCCGCAAUCAAGAAGCUGUUAGAACUUGGAGCAGAUCCCAGUACAAAAGACGACAAGGGAAACACGGCAUUGCAUUGGCUCAUGAGAUGCUUUCCUAAAUUGGCUGAACCAGAUUUGGUUCAAGCUUUCAUUGACAAGGGUGUUGAUGUUGCAGCACCGAACAUAGCAGGUAAUCCAGCUUUUCUGUGCAUCGACGAGAAUGGGAACAAUACCAACAGAUGGUCAUUUGACGAGAAGGGUCGUGCGACUUAUCAGAAGAUCUUCAACAUACUAUGCGAGGCGGGUAUGGAUAUGAACACCACUGGCCUUGACGGCUUCACAAUCUUGCAUAAGAUGUUGACAUCAUACAACCAAAAUGUUGAAACACUAGAGUUUCUGAUCGAAUCCGGCUGCAGUCCACUCGUGCGUGACCAUGCCGGCGCGACGAUGCUACAUCGAUGUAUGGGUCGCAGCCUGAGUGACUGUAACAAGCUGGUAGACUUGCUCGUUCGACGUGGUGUGGAUCCAUUGUCAGUAAGCCAUGCAGGCAAUAAUCUGGUACACGAGUUAGUCUUCUCGGAAGACUCAUACUACUCCUUCAAACAGAAAAUCAUUAAGUUGCGGGACUUUGGUGUUGCAACAGAUGCGAGGAAUCACGACGGCCAAACUCCUCUUCAUAUCGCUUGCGGAAAUAAUAGCACACAAAUGGAUUCAAUCAUCGAGGUGUUACUGGAUAACGAGAUUGUUGCAAGGGGCGACGUCAAUGCCAGCGAUCACGACGGAGCGAGACCCAUACACUAUGCUGCGAUUACCAGCGAGAGAAAUGUGAAGUUACUGCUGGACCAUGGUGCUGAUCCGGAAGUCUUGACGUAUGAAGGGGUGUCUCCACUGCAUCUAGCAGCUAGGACUGGUCAAGCAAACAUCGUAGGCGUCCUACUCCAGGAAUACAGAAACAGGGGAAGUUUGAAACGCAUGGUUUCGUUGAAGCAUGGCGAGUACCAGCGUCACACAGCACUGCAUCACGCAUGUAUUGUGGGUCGUCCGGAGAUAGUACAGUAUCUUUUGGAAGCAGGAGCAGACGCCAAUUCAACAACUUAUCAAGGUUUAACCCCACUACAUGUACUGGCUGAUAAGCAGGAGAAUGUGGCACCACGUUACACUAGUCGAGACAAGCUGGGAAGACGGGUUUUUGCAUUCAAGCUGUCUGACGGAGACAUCCGUACAGCUUCGAUAGAUACCCUGGCCAAGCAUCGAACUGACGACAUCGUUGAAAUACUGUCGCGUGCAGGAGCAGAUAUGCACCACCAAGUGGAUGAUGGGAAGCACCCAUACGCGGAUGGAAUUCAUACGCCUGUAGACUAUGCUGUUUCGAAGGGUUGCUCGGAGCUCGUGAUCGCGUUCAGGAAAAGAGGCAUUCAUGCAAGCAACGUUCUCCUAGAGGGGAUAUUGAGUGAUCAAAGCCGGAGUAGCGUGGAUAUCAAGAUGUUUAUGGAAGCCGACAAAGAACAUAGUGUAGCUAGAGGGACCACAUCCGGCACAGGUCGUUUGCCUGUCACAUCGACUGCCGAGGAAAAGGUCAUGGCAGUGUUCAAGACGCACAACUACGACCUGCUUCGCGCAAUGGCCCGGCACAGCAAACAGUUUCUUGUAGAGACGGCUCAUGCUCUUGCUAGAUGGGGUCGUGUCUUUUUGUUGGAAGAAAUCCUCGAGGGAAUCGAAGACGUUGAUGCAUACACAACCCGGAUUUCGGACGACAACGAGUGUAUGACGUUGCUAGGCCAGGCAUGUGAAAGCAAACUUCCCAAUAUGGAAGUCAUCAGAUUUCUAGUGGAGAAGGCCAAAGUGGACAUUAAUCGUCCAUUCCAAUCUCGGUGGCUUACGCACUCUGCCCUCCAUGUGCUUGCUCAGGGAAACGUCUUUUGGCAUAUCGAGGCGAUAUCGUACCUCGUUUCCCAUGGAGCGAAAUUGAAUGAACGCGAAGAAGCCGAAGACGAAUCAGGUAGAUUUGGCGAUACCCCUCUCACCAUUGCGGUUGCGUCCAAAUCGAAAGUGUGGAGCUAUCGAAUAGCCACUAUUCUUCUUGAAAAUGGCGCCGAUGCCAACAAAGCCAACAAUGAAGGGAACACACCACUUGACCUAGCAGACUCGGCUGAAAUGGUCACGGCUCUCGCAAAACACGGUGCUGAUAUAAAAGAUAGCCGGCCCUUGCUCAAGGCUAUACAAGGCUUGAGGGUGGCCACAGUAAAAGCGUUGUUGGAGGCGGGAAUAGACCCCAACAAGCUGGGAAUGGUUUUUUCCAGAGAAUUGCGCUACCCGCUGCACAAAGCUGCCUGCCCGAGUUCUCGUAUGAAGAAGGACUCCUUUGGGGGUAAUAAAUGUAAAGACAUUGUAGAUACACUUCUCGCGUACGGCGCCGAUCCUAUGGCUCACUACGAAGAUGGAACUACCAUCAUCCAGAAAGCCGUCGAAAAGCACGGGUUGCACGACUCACUGAUUAAAAACGCCGAUAUAGAUAUCAACCGAAAGGGCAAAGGAGGUCGUUCGCUGUUGAUAUCUUCGUGCCUGCCACUAAAAAAACAAGCAUCCUGGCAAAAGAACAAAUCCGAAGUCCCCGUUCGCGCAAGUAUAAACCUCGCAAUGACACUCAUCAACAAAGGCGCAGACAUCAAUGCUAGAGACGAUGAUGAACGCACGGCUCUGCACGUUCUUUGCACAUCGCCCACUGAGUUCAACGAUAAAGAGCGAGAGGUGUUCACAGCCCUCGCAACCAAAUCCCCAGAAUCGAUGCACGCGUUCGACUCGCAAGGGCAGACUCCAUUCCACCUUGCCAUAAGAUCGAAUCAGCAAUGGGCAACUGAACAGCUCCUCGCGCGCGGCGUCGACCCUACCGUCCUAGACCGCGACGGAAAUAACGUCCUCCACCUCCUCUCCCCCAAACUCUUCGCCAAAAAAGCAGCAGCUGCGCUCUCAUCAGAGGUAUUCAAACAAUAUGUAGCUCUUGGAGUACCUAUCAACACCCGCAACAAAGACGGCGAAACGCCUCUUUCAAUCUUCAUCCAGCAAUCCCACCACGCCACCCUAGAUCGCUACGGAGAAUCAUACAUGCAUGAAUUCGACCUCAAGAAAAUUACAGCACACACUGAAAUGCUCCCGCUUUUCGUAGAAGCAGGAGCGGACCUAUUCACCGUCAACGACAAAGGCGAAGGAUUGUUACAUCUCACUGCGGGACGCCGGUGGAACGAAAUGAAUGUAUGGCAGGACCAAGCGAAAGAAGUGCAGAAUACGUUCCAGGAGCUGUUGAAGUUGGGAUUAGAUCCUAGAUUGGAAGACGCGGAGUGUCGGACUGCGAUUGAUGUUGCUGUUGCAACGGGACAUAGCGGGAUUGUGGAUUUAUUUAGGGAGGAGAAGAAGGGUGCGGUUUCUUCUGAUAGUGAGGAUGGGUCGGGGGAGGAUAUAGAGAGUGAAGAGUCUGAUUCUUCGGAUGGGAGUAGUUCGAGUGGCUUGUGGUGA